UACCAUAGCAUGGAAGAUGAGAAACUUUUAAUUCAUCCUUAUAAAGUUAAUGAUGAAAAGAGAAAAGUAUCUAAAAGAACGAAAGUUCCCAAAUCUCGGGCAGCAAAUGCUUUAUUUUGUGGCGUAGCGUUAGGAUUUGUGUUUUCUUUUCUUGUUGCUUACAGUGGCAUCAUAAAAGAGAAUAAUGAUGAAAAUUUUUUUUUAUACGAAGCACUUUCAAGUAAAAAUGAGAAUAAUGUGGACACUUUAGAUACGACAAAUUUAGUGGAAUUUCUUAGGAAAGAAGUUCGAGUACUUUGUGCUGUCAUGACUAAUUAUCGAGCAGUUAAUAGUUCCGGCGAGAUUAUAUUAAAUACUUGGGGAAAACGAUGCAACUUGCUUCUAUUUUUCACUGAACGAGGUGGACAACCGUUCAAUGACAAUCACAUCGUACUUGAGGAAUCUGAUGAAAUGGAAAGAACACGAGCUGCUUAUAAAUAUAUUUACACGAAUCAUCUUCAUGACUUUGACUGGGUGCUCAAAACUACAGAACAUUCAUUCAUCAUUCUUGAGAACUUAAGGCACAUGCUUUAUCAGUACAACAAUGAUUGGCCUUUGUUUAUUGGAAUGCGUUUUCUUGCAGAGGAUUACAUGAUUGGCGAUUAUGUGAUGUCAAAACGAUCCUUUGUGAAGCUUCUUGAAGACGCAUUCACAAACCCUGCUUUAUGUGGAAGGUCCGGAAAUGCUGAUAAGGGAAUUGCAAAUUGUUUAUCGCGUAUAAACACAAUCAAAAUCGAUGGUGUUGAUGAACUUGGUCGUGGAAGAUUCUUCGAAAGUAGCCCUGAGAACGCUUUGUUUCCUGAAAAGUUUAAUGAAUAUGACAAUUGGUAUUGGCACAAGCUGAAACAAGGGGAAGAUUGUUGUUCCGAUCGUCUUAUCGCUGUUCAAGGAUUUAGUGACUUAAAUCUUUAUUACAUGGAAUAUUUCAUUUAUAAAGUUCACGUUUUUGGACGUCACAGAAAUCCGGAACCACUUCCUAGGAAAUUUUUCUUAGAAGAAGUUGUGAAAGAGAACACUUAGAUGAAUUAUUAAAUUAAUUAAAGAGAAAAUUAUCUCAAAUAAUAGUUUGAAAUUUCAAGUUCGUUUGAAUUACAAAAACUAUUGUGAUUAAGCUCUGUAUGUGUAUAAAUUUUUUAUCACUAAAAAGCAUCUUUUGUUGACUAAAGCAAAUAGAUUAGAAUGCUUUUGGAGGUUCCCUCAUAUCUAUUUAGUAAUAAAUUUAUAAAAAAUUAAAUAAAUUACCUAACAGUUCAUCGUUGCGCUUCAUGAUACUUUUAAAAGUGCAUUUAA
Messenger RNA from Clunio marinus, 1329 nucleotides. Lineage: Eukaryota; Metazoa; Arthropoda; Insecta; Diptera; Chironomidae. The record is from the annotation of a GenBank genome assembly.